GGAUCUGGCUCCGUAUUUGUUUCUCUCCCGUCAUUCUUUCCGCUCCGCUGCGCGGAUCCCUAUAAGAUGCGGUGGUGUCUUUCUUUACUGCUAUUCGGCUUCUUGGCUGUUGUACAUGCGUUGAGUAGUUCGGGGAGCCGUCUACUUGUUGUUCUGGAGGAUGCAGCUGAGAAGGAGGCAUAUUCGACAUUCUGGGGAGACCUAGAAGCUCGAGGAUACAACCUUGUCUUCGAAUCGCCCAAGAACGACCAGCUCUCUUUGCUCGCACUCGGAGAGAGAGCUUACGACCAUGUCCUUCUUCUUCCCCCUCGGUCGAAAGGCUUUGGACCUGCUUUGAGCCCCAAGAACAUCAUCGAAUUCCUGAACAAGGACGGCAACAUCCUGCUCGCCCUUUCCGGCAAGUCUACCACGCCCAGUGCAAUCAGCUCGCUCCUCCUGGAACUCGAUCUCCAUUUGUCUACCGACCGUUCCUCCGUUGUCGUCGACCAUUUCAACUAUGACACUCUUUCUGCGGUUGAGAAGCACGAUGUCCUGCUUCUCCAGCGGCCGGGCCAGUUGAGACCCGACACCAAGUCUUUCUUUGGCGGCGAGGGCGUUCUAGCCUUCCCAAGGGCUGCCCCUCACACUCUAGGAGACUCCAACCCACUACUCGCGCCUAUCCUGCGUGCGCCGGCAACUGCUUACAGCUACAACCCCAAGGAGGAUUUGGGUUCGGUUGACGAUGUUUUGGCUUCUGGAUCUCAGCUGGCUCUUGUUUCGGCCAUGCAAGCCAGAAAUUCUGCCCGCUUUACCCUUCUGGGCUCUGUUGAAAGUCUCCAGGACGCUUGGUUCUCCGCCACCGUCAAGGCCCCUGGCAACGAAAAGGAGACUGAGACGGCUAACCGUGAGUUUGCCAAACAGCUGACCGCCUGGACCUUCAAGGAGACUGGAGUCCUCAAGGUUGGCAAGAUUGAGCAUCAUUUGGUCCAGAAUGGCGAAAUUGCUCCGGUGGAAUUGAACCCUAAGAUCUACCGUAUCAAGAACGAGACAGUUUUCAGCAUUGAGGUCUCCGAGUACGACUAUGACAAGUACGUUCCAUUUGAAGUCCCCGAGAACGACGCCCUCCAGCUCGAGUUCACCAUGCUCUCCCCCUUCCAUCGCCUUGACCUCCAGCCUUCCCGCAAGACAGAAAACAGCACCAUAUACAGCACCAAGUUCACCGUUCCCGAUCAACACGGAAUCUUCUCCUUCCGUGUCAACUACAAGCGUCCCUUCUUCAACAACAUCGAAGAGAAGCACGAGGUGACUGUCCGCCACCUCGCUCACAACGAGUAUCCUCGCAGCUGGAAGAUUAGCGGGGGGUGGGUCUGGAUCGCUGGCCUCUGGUCUGUCAUCGCUGGUUUCCUGGCGUUCGUGAUAAUUUGGCUUUACUCUGCGCCCAGAUCUACUGCUUCUACGACUAAGAAAACGCAGUGAAUAAUGAAUGUAUUGUAUCAUCGAUGAUCACUUGAAUGAAUUGUCGUUACAUGAGCUUUUUCCUUUUUAAGACUGUAUAUAUUUCUCAUAUUUCUACACGCUGUAGAGAACUGAGAUGCAACAGAUUUUGUUCGUUCACAUGGCCGUUGCGUUCUUUCUCAACUUUCUCUCCGGCCAAGAUCGGAAUAUAAUUUCCAGGUCAUCCUUGUAGGCUCAUGUCCGGACAACCAGCAAUAGGAGAGCCCAAGUUGCUCUCUUCGCUAGCUGGUCAGGCGCAGAAGACGCCUGGGUAAUACUUUAGCUCUUAGUUGUUUCCCUCUAUAAUAGGGCUAACACAUGUCGCUGUCAGGUCCAAUUGAUAUGGAUCGAAGGUAUACAUUACCAC
Molecule: messenger RNA, 1840 nt
Organism: Aspergillus alliaceus
Lineage: Eukaryota; Fungi; Ascomycota; Eurotiomycetes; Eurotiales; Aspergillaceae
Product: dolichyl-diphosphooligosaccharide-protein glycotransferase
Exons: 4
Coding region: 67-1455 (462 amino acids)
Cellular component (GO): endoplasmic reticulum membrane; oligosaccharyltransferase complex
Source: RefSeq, a predicted model, not a curated record